Molecule: messenger RNA, 1254 nt
Organism: Didymodactylos carnosus
Lineage: Eukaryota; Metazoa; Rotifera; Eurotatoria; Philodinida; Philodinidae
Source: the annotation of a GenBank genome assembly
AUGGGGAACAUCGUUAAAAAACUAUGUCCAAACAUUGAGAAUGUGGAGCUUACAGAACUAUCGUACGAGAGAAGUACUGACAAUAUUUAUUCUGCAUGCGUCUAUAAUGAUUUUAAAACAGUCAAAAGACUUUUAGAAACAAUGACUAUUGUGGAAAUAAAUCAAAAAAACGAAAACGGCGAUACGGCACUUCACCUAGCCACACGCUAUGGUCAUACAAAUAUUAUUCAGUUAUUACUGGAGAAAUGUGCAUGGCGGUCAAUUCGUAAUGCAAAUGGUAUUACAGCGUUUGAAGAAAUAGUAAAACCUAAACCAGUACUUGAUGAAUUUAAUGAUGAAGAUGUAGCACGCUAUGAGAAUGAAGAACUACAGUACGAAACUGCAAAACGUGUAUUCGAACGUGUCGGAGUACACAAUCGAUUCAUCGGUGAUUGUGCCGUAAGUUGGAAGUACAAUGAAGAUGAGCAGUUAUCAUUAUUAAAACGUUUUCUUUUAAUGCAUGAAUUUGGAAUCAAGUUGGAUCAAUUUAUUGAUUCGAUUAUUGCCAUUGAAAAAAAUUAUAUUGAUAAAGAACUUGGUGAUAUCAAAGGUUAUGAAAUUAUUAAAUCGUUCUUCGCUAUGGCAGUUAAAGAAAGGAAUUUUGUUUAUAUUUUAAAAGCACUUACGGCUGAAACAGAUUUUUUAAAAAUUCUAAAUGUUAAUCUUAUACUGUAUGAAGAAGAAGAUCAUGUGAAUGCGUGCAACAUUACGAGGUUAGCAUCUAUGAUCUCAUAUAGCACUCCAAAACAGUUUUAUCAGGAGAUGGACAAAAUUAUUAUCAAAUUUUAUAAACAACAGGACCAUCUUUAUAGGGUGGCAAAAUGCAUACCAGCAAUUAUACUUCAGGUUGAACGUCAGUUCUUCUUCACGGGUCAAACAUUUGGUGUCAUGAAAAUUAUGGAAAAGGAUCGAGAAAGUUACAGUAUUGGCACAUCGAUUUAUACGCGUACAUUUUUAUCGACAUCAAAGAAUCGUGACUACAUUCAAAAUAUUGGACUCAACUACGAUCCAGCUCCUGAAGUAAUCAUUACAAUAUGUACAUAUAUAGUUAAAAAAGUCAAUACUCCUAUCGCUCUUGAUCUAGAGUAUAUAUCCGAGUAUUCGUUUGAAAACGAAGUACUUAUCGUUCCUUAUACAAGAUUUAUAAUCAAUAACAUUACGCCAAGUGAUGUUAUUGAUGGUAUUCUCGAUAUCGUGUUAGAAUCCGUCGGUUGA